GCAGUAUAUAGGCGAGGCGGCAUGAUUGGUUAAUACAAGUGUUUCACAGUUCAGUAUAUAAAUCAAUUGGUUUGUAGGUAUCUUUUUUUAAAACGACACUGCAUUGUUUGUGAGGUGAAUUAGAAGUUAAAAUAAACACACAAAACAAUCAAAAUGGCACUUAAAAGAAUUAAUAAGGAAUUAGCCGACAUUUCUCGUGACCCACCCGCUCAAUGCAGUGCUGGUCCAGUUGGUGACGAUUUGUUCCAGUGGCAAGCAACUAUAAUGGGCCCUAGUGAUUCCCCAUACCAAGGGGGUGUUUUCUUCUUGUCAAUUCAUUUUCCAACCGACUAUCCAUUUAAGCCACCAAAAGUCGCAUUUUCAACUAAAAUCUAUCAUCCGAACAUAAACAGCAACGGAAGCAUCUGUCUUGAUAUUUUGCGUUCACAGUGGUCACCGGCUCUAACAGUGGCUAAAGUUCUUUUAUCAAUCUGUUCUUUGCUUUGUGAUCCCAACCCUGAUGACCCAUUGGUGCCAGAUAUUGCAAGGGUGUUUAAGAACGACCGAAGCAAAUAUAAUGAUUUGGCAAGGGAAUGGACCAGAAAGUAUGCUACAAACUAACACAUGAAAUGUAAUCAGUACAGUGUCUGUCUGUUUUAGUUCUCUUAGCUUGGCGAUUUGCAUUUUAACAUAAUUAGUAUUUGAAUGUAGAAGCGUUUGUCCAAAAUAUCAGUAAAACUAACAGUUCAUCUUAGCUGUCCACCAUCUUGUAUUUUCUGAGCACUGAUGCAGGAGUUGCCAAUUAUAUUAUAUGAUGAGUAAUUUUUCUUGACAGUUUUUAACUUUAAUUCAAAUUGUAACUUCUACUAUUUGACAGAAGUUUUCAUUAAACUUCUGCUGUGAAUAAAAAUUGACUUUUGUUUCUUUCUGACAGAAGUUUUCUUGUUUAUUUAUUGGCUUUGUAUAACAUGUUUUUCUGCCAAGUUUAAAUUGCAUGUUAAUUUUAACGUAGCCAUCGGUUUGGGCUGCUUCAAUUCUCAUUCUUCUUCCCAUACUGUCGUGUUCAGAAUAUUGGAAUUGUGAAUUUAAACAUAACCUUGAAAUGA
Messenger RNA from Ciona intestinalis (vase tunicate), 1085 nucleotides. RefSeq names its product ubiquitin-conjugating enzyme E2-17 kDa. The record is from RefSeq and is a predicted model, not a curated record. NCBI's taxonomy places the organism in Eukaryota, Metazoa, Chordata, Ascidiacea, Phlebobranchia, Cionidae.